UAUUUAAUAGGUUUACUUCUAAAACAUCAAUAUAAUUUUUUCUACAACGCGAAUUUAAAAAUUGGUAUAUAUAUACAUAUGUGUUUAAAAGGAUGGAUUCGCUUACAGAAGACAGCGAACAAGAUGUUCGGAUAAUGCGUUUACAACAGCUAAUUGAAAAAAACAUUGAGAUUGAGCAACAACUUGAAAAUAAAAGAUUCGACGAUUCAAUAUUGGCUAUAGAAACUAUACUUAAAAAAUCAAACGAAAUUGCAAAGGGACAGGAAGAACGUCGUACAAAUCCCACGGAGCUCGUACUAGACACUGAGUUGCUAAGGCGCAAUCAUGAAGUAGUAGGAAAGGCUAUACAAUAUAACACAAACUUUACUGAUCAAAUGAUCUUUACAGCUAUUACGAAUUUAGUUUUUAAAGACAACGAUGAAAAUUGGGACUCUCUUUGCACUGUAUUUAUUCAGUUUGGAAUGCCGUUAUGCACUAAUGAUAGUAUGAUAGCCUUUAUCGAUGUUGCACCGAAGCAACACAUUCAAAAGAGCCGUGGUAUACGAAAACGAAAAACUGUUGUUGAAGAAAAACGUCCAAAAAAAAGUGACAAGCUGCUGCGCAAAGAGGAAGGCUCAGCAUCGGUCAGCAAUACGCUUAAACAAAUCAGACAAAUGUACAGAACUGGUAACGACCAGCCCAUUCCGUAUUUCAAAUUAAUUUGUCACCCUACAAACUUUAUGAACUCUGUUCAGAAUUCAUUGAAUAUUUCAUUUCUUGUUCAAGAAAACAUGAUUCGUAUUGAGCCAGGAAUUAAUGAUUUGCCACAGAUUCGAUGUGUUGCAAAUCCCAGAAAUGUAUCUACAAAAGGGUCUGCUCAGGCAAUUUGUGCCAUUGAUGUUCUCUUUUGUCAGGAAAUGGUAAAGUACUACAACAUACAAGAACCAAUGCUGAAACGACUGGAAAAAGACGAUAGGUUUUAACGAAAAUUUUAUUGUAUCAAUAACAAAUCAAUAUAAAUACCUUGUUCUCAUUUCAAAGACCAUUUUUGGCACCACGACGAUAUUGGAAACGAAAAUCAAUGACAGAUUAAUAAUAAAAUUCCCUGGAUGUUGAAUAGUA
Drosophila obscura is the source of this 1101-nucleotide messenger RNA. RefSeq lists its product as uncharacterized. Lineage: Eukaryota; Metazoa; Arthropoda; Insecta; Diptera; Drosophilidae. The transcript has 5 exons. Gene Ontology annotation, cellular component: nucleus; Smc5-Smc6 complex. Gene Ontology annotation, biological process: DNA repair. Bases 93 to 962 code for a protein of 289 amino acids. The record is from RefSeq and is a predicted model, not a curated record.